AUGGUUACUGUUCACUCCGCCAACAAAAUGGAGAUUUGGAGCGGGGUGCUUUGCCAAGCAGCCCCCAUAUCAGGCAGCCCCAAAUCGAUGCAUGAAGACCGAAAUGGUAAUCCACUCCACGCCCGAAGUCGUAUUGACAAGCAGGUCGCUCACGCGCAUGCUACUCGAAGUGAUGUUGCCAAGUUUGAAAACACGAAAGGAGAGAAAUAG
This is a messenger RNA of Penicillium angulare, 210 nucleotides long. RefSeq lists its product as uncharacterized. The coding region runs from base 1 to 210 and encodes 69 amino acids. NCBI's taxonomy places the organism in Eukaryota, Fungi, Ascomycota, Eurotiomycetes, Eurotiales, Aspergillaceae. The record is from RefSeq and is a predicted model, not a curated record. The transcript has 2 exons.